UAAUAAAUUUACAAAAAUCAAAGAGAAGAACCAGAAUUUGCCUUCUCUUUAAUUCAUCACUUUCAUCGUCUCUCUUGAGGCAAAGCACGUUGUUUUGGAGCCAUUGUUUUCAUCAUCUCUCUCCACAGAUCUCCUAAAGCUUCAAUUGAUAUAAUUCCGAUUAUACCUCGAAGAUCCGUUGGUGGUGGUGUGAGGUAGUGGAAGAUUCUAGAAGUUCGAAGGCAGCCUGAUCGCUGAAGGUCGAUUUAGGGUUUUGUCAAGUUGAUGGAUGAUCGAUAUGCCUCAACUGCGUAGUGGAGUGCGCAGAGGCCGUCGACCGAUUGAAGCAGAACCUAACAACAACAACAACAACAACAAGAGAGUUACAAGGCGAGCGACUGUCGCACGGACUACGAGACAGAGGCGAGCGCCAGGAAAUAGAGUAGUUGGAGGAAGGAAGAAGAAAAAUACAAAUAACGAGGAGGUUAAAGAAGUAAUUUUACCAGUAGAUGAUGAGAAUGCUGUAAAGGAAACAGCGUCUGGCGGUGAAGAGGAUAAGGAGAAGAAGGAAGUAGAGAAGGAGGAAGAAGAAGUAGGAGAAAAACAGAUGGAUGAGUAUGAUAGUGGAGGCGGCCAAAGCGGCGGCGAUAAGAAUUUGGCUGCUGAGGAUGAAGGCAGCACUGCUCCACUGCCUGAAAGGGUCCAGGUUGGUGGAUCACCAGCUUAUAGGAUUGAUAGGAAACUUGGUAAAGGAGGAUUUGGUCAAGUGUAUGUGGGUCGUCGUGCAAACCCACCAAAUCCACAUGAAAGAACUGGCCCAGGAGCUUUCGAGGUUGCCUUGAAAUUCGAGCACAGAAGCAGCAAAGGUUGUAACUAUGGACCACCUUAUGAGUGGCAGGUCUACAAUGCCCUUGGUGGUAGUCAUGGUAUACCACGUGUACAUUACAAGGGACGUCAAGGUGAUUACUAUAUUAUGGUUAUGGAUAUGCUUGGUCCUAGUUUGUGGGAUGUUUGGAACAAUAAUUCCCAUGCGAUGUCUAUUGAAAUGGUAGCAUGCAUUGCCAUUGAAGCAAUUUCCAUACUCGAGAAAUUGCACUCCAGAGGGUAUGUGCAUGGAGAUGUAAAGCCUGAAAACUUUCUUCUUGGAACUCCUGGAACUCCUGAUGAGAAAAAAUUGUUUCUUGUUGACCUUGGGUUAGCAACAAGGUGGCGUGAUACUUCUACUGGCUUACAUGUGGAAUAUGAUCAACGGCCUGAUGUCUUUAGAGGAACUGUAAGGUAUGCUAGUGUGCAUGCUCACCUUGGAAGGACUGGAAGCCGAAGGGAUGAUUUAGAGUCGCUGGCUUACACUCUCGUCUUUCUUCUCCGAGGCCGGCUGCCUUGGCAGGGAUACCAGGGCGAGAACAAAGGUUUCCUUGUCUGUAAGAAAAAGAUGGCAACUUCUCCAGAAACUCUUUGCUGCUUCUGCCCUGCUCCGUUUAGACAGUUUGUGGAAUAUGUUGUGAACUUGAAGUUUGACGAGGAGCCUAACUAUGCUAAAUAUAUCUCCUUGUUUGAUGGAGUAGUAGGUCCAAAUCCGGACAUCAGGCCAAUCAACACUGAUGGUGCACAGAAGCUUAUAUACCAAGUUGGGCAGAAAAGAGGAAGAUUGACAUUGGAAGAAGAUGAUGAUGAACAGCCAAAGAAGAAGGUUCGCAUGGGAAUGCCUGCGACACAAUGGAUCAGUGUUUACAAUGCUCGGCGCCCAAUGAAGCAAAGGUAUCACUAUAACGUUGCUGAUAUGAGGCUAGCUCAGCACAUCGAGAAAGGAAAUGAGGACGGACUAUUUAUCAGCAGUGUGGCAUCUUGUUCGAACUUGUGGGCCCUAAUCAUGGAUGCGGGGACUGGGUUUAGUGCCCAAGUUUAUGAACUGUCACCUCUUUUUCUUCACAAGGAAUGGAUUAUGGAGCAAUGGGAGAAGAAUUAUUAUAUUAGUGCCAUAGCAGGAGCUAAUAAUGGGAGCUCAUUAGUUAUCAUGUCAAAGGGUACCCAGUAUCUGCAGCAAUCAUACAAAGUCAGCGAGUCUUUUCCAUUCAAGUGGAUAAACAAAAAAUGGAAAGAGGGGUUUUAUGUCACUGCCAUGGCAACUGCAGGAAAUAGAUGGGCAAUUGUUAUGUCUCGUGGGGCUGGGUUCUCUGAUCAGGUCGUGGAAUUAGAUUUUCUCUAUCCUAGUGAAGGGAUCCAUAGGAGAUGGGAUGCUGGUUAUAGGAUCACAUCGACUGCAGCCACAUGGGAUCAAGCUGCUCUUGUUCUAAGUGUUCCAAGAAGGAAACCUGCAGAUGAAACACAAGAGACCCUUCGUACUUCUGCUUUUCCUAGCACUCAUGUCAAGGAGAAAUGGGCAAAAAAUCUUUACCUUGCAUCUGUCUGUUAUGGGCGAACUGUUUCUUGAGGCACCAAAGUUUUGUUGGUAACUUUUCUGGGUGUCAUGAGAUACCCUUAAUGUGCCUUCAGCAAUUUCCUGCUUAUAUUUUUAACUAACGGAGAAAAAUAGACGACACCGUUUCGUGCUUAUCAGGCUGGCUUUUCUCCUUGUUUGGAGAGGCUACUCUCAAAAUCCAUUGCCAUCAAUGUAUGUGAUUAUUAGCAUAGGCAGUACAUGAGCUAGGAUGGGAGUAAUUUACAUAUUGGUUAAAGAUUGUACAGCUUGAACAAUAAAUACUUUUCUUAGGCAAGUAUAUUUUGUAGUAUUAUGAACCCUGCAAUUUAAAGUUUUGUGAAGGAGUUUGAACGCUGGGAGUCGAUCUCAUUUUCUAUUUCUA
This is a messenger RNA of Nicotiana tabacum (common tobacco), 2780 nucleotides long. Its product is annotated as casein kinase 1-like protein HD16. The record is from RefSeq and is a predicted model, not a curated record. Gene Ontology annotation, biological process: protein phosphorylation. Gene Ontology annotation, molecular function: protein kinase activity; ATP binding. Lineage: Eukaryota; Viridiplantae; Streptophyta; Magnoliopsida; Solanales; Solanaceae.